Brettanomyces bruxellensis is the source of this 3489-nucleotide messenger RNA. RefSeq lists its product as uncharacterized. The record is from RefSeq and is a predicted model, not a curated record. NCBI's taxonomy places the organism in Eukaryota, Fungi, Ascomycota, Pichiomycetes, Pichiales, Pichiaceae. Gene Ontology annotation, cellular component: Set3 complex. The transcript has a single exon. The coding region runs from base 1 to 3489 and encodes 1162 amino acids. Gene Ontology annotation, biological process: regulation of transcription by RNA polymerase II.
AUGUCUGCCUUUGACCACUCUCGAGGUGAGAUAGGCAGUGGAUCCACUUCGAACAGUGGGCCAUCAAGUCGAAGGAGAGAAUCUGGAGAAAACAAGCAAUGGCUUCCAAGAAGGUAUCAUUCUUCUCCAUAUUAUCACAGACAGUACAGAUAUGAACACGGCCAUCCACAAAGUAUGUCUUCUGGUCACUCUUCAGUAGGAUACGAGGGCCAUAGUUCACAGUCAUAUGGUUCCAGGCGACCCGAACAAAACAGAUCAUCUAGUUCAUCAGGAACAGUUGAACAUUCGACAGCAGCAUUCGAACGCAGACAAUACUCAAGGGAAAGUAGUUUAAAUGGUUCAAGAGAUGGGUCGCGGCAUAAUUCAUCAAAUUCAGGUGGCGACUUAAUUGGAGGAGCAUCCAAGAUUAAUCAUAGUGGUGAUUUGAUAUCUCCGAGAAGUGGUUCUGCAAACGGAGGUUCUUCUUUUGGUACUCGAGGUUCCAAGAGAGACUAUUGGAGCGGAAAUAGCUCCUCUUAUAGUCGCCCUGCAUACAGUAGGUCACGAUAUUAUGAUGAGCCCAGAUACAGAUGGAACCCCUCCAGAAAUUCACCUUCUUCCUCAUAUUAUCAUUCAGUAUCUCCACGCGAGUCCAUCUCCGCUGACUCGCACCAGGAUUUGAAACCAGAAAGUAAACCAUCUGAUGGCACGCAUCAGACACAAAUUAAAGUUGAGCAAGAAGAAAAUGUUAAUGAUGAAGAUGACGAAGCGUAUAGUCCGAAAAUAGGCGUGCCAAGAAGAAGUGACGAUAGCAGUAAAGCAGUGGAAAAUGCGAAUAGCGAAAAGGUGAAGCAGGAGAGCACAGCCCAGGAAGACCACACCGAAGGUACAGCUGCUAAGGACAGAAGUAAGGAUAUUAAACCACAAUCAACAGAGAGUGUACCAAAGCCUCCGAAAAGCACUUCAUCUGGUCCAAUAGAUAAAUUGGUUAUUGAUACAGAGCAGAAGGAAGAGAAAUUAGAGAACAGUAGUGAUGUUGAGUGGUCUGAGGAUGAGUUUCCAAAGUCGAACGGAUGCGUUUUUCCCUUGCAAGAAGUUCCUUACAAGUUGUGGGGCCUGAAAUGCACAGGAAAGAGAGCUAGAAGAACAAAGAUGAUAUACUUUACAUCUGGCCACAUCGACAGUUUGGAUCAGUACAACUUCUACGGCAAGGUUCUGGCAUCGUUCAAAAAGUGUGAAGGUGUGCAGUUGUUUGGCAUUCUGAGUAAGUUGCACGAGAUUCUAAAGGAGAAGCAAUCUCGUUUAACAGAGGAAUAUAUAUCAAGAGAUCACAUUUGGCGCGAUAGGUGUUCUGUUAUGGACGAGCAUUGCAGACUGAUCGAUGAUCUUGAGGACAGGAUAAAGAAGGAUAAGGAGAACAAGAAGGAUGAGAAGAAAAAGAAGAAGGAGGAGCAGCAGAGAAAGGCAAGAGAGCAGGCAUUAAAAGAGGAAGAGGAAAGAAAACAGAAGGCACGUCGUGCACGUCAUCAUGGAGACUCGGUUAGAACUGAGGCGGAAUUUCUGGAUAUAUUGGCUACUUUCGAGAAGGAAAGAGAGAAAGAUCCAUUGGUUAAGGCACAGUAUGGUGCAGCGAUCAUUCCUGAGCAAACUAUGGAUCCGGUCCAGAAGAUGGGUCUAGAUAAAUACAUGAAUUCCAACAACAGAGUUCAGGAUAAGGAUGAAUGGGCCCGCAGAAUUGUGACGGACCCAAUAGAUACAUUUACCGAUGCCGAGCAGAAGAAGUUUGAGAAAGCCUUCGGGUUGUAUCCCAAGAAAUUUGGCCGUAUUUCCAAAUACAUGGGAGGACUCCGGAGCCCCGAGGAAUGCGUUUUGCACUAUUAUGUGACUAAGCGGAAGGUGGACUACAAGGAGAUCGUUGCGAGUAAAAAUAAGCGGGGAAAGAGAAAGGCAAAGAAGAAAGAGAGAGGAAGGAGACACUCUAAGGAAUACAGAGGUAAAAGCGAUUCGAAGACACCAAAUACACCGGACAGCUCUUUGGCCGAGUCAUCAUUUGAGACUCCUGUGUCCAUCAGCGACAAGAAAGAGUCCACAGGUGCAAUGUUACGAUCUCAUAACUUCAGACGGUAUUCUGGUCCUGCGAAAUCCCCGGAAAGUCCGCAAACUCCAAGUACGCCUCAGGAAGCAAGAUUAACACCAAGUACGCCUCAAGAAUCAAGGCGUGUGUCUGAAAGUAUAAUAAGUGCAUCGAUUGCACGUAAAAGCAGGGAUGAGGAUGCAGAUAUGGAUGUAGAUGAUGCAGAAACUGAGCCGGAUUCAGAGGCCGAAACUGAGCCCGACUCGGAUGCUCUAUAUGCCGGUAACCGGUUUAGUGGUGACGAUAUGCAUGCUUAUCACAACAUUGCAGAAGCAGUUCGACCCGAUUCUGGAAAGAGAGAUGCAGAUUCUUCCGCGUUACAGCAUUCAAGUGAUGCUGCUGACAGCUCUCAGCAAACCAGCAAUGCAACACUUGGCACCAUUGCUUCGUUGGCUGCAAGUACUACCGUUAAAGUUGAGCAAACCGAACUGCCAGAUGGCCGCAAGUCGAAACGUGGUAGAAAGAGAACCAGAGAUGCGUCUGUGGAUACUUCAAGAGACAAACGGAAGGAGCGUGGACACAAAAUCAAGAAUAAAGUGACGAGUUACUGGAGUGUUCAGGAAAGUGCAGAGUUUCCGGCCUUACUCGGCCAGUAUGGAACUAACUGGGACUCAAUUGCAAAGAGUCUCGGGUCCAAGACUGCUCCCAUGGUCCGAAACUUCUACCAGCGUGGACUUGGAGUCAACCCGGACUGGAGAAAGCUUGCUGCAGAUGCAGAUGGCCGAAAUGCAUCGGAUGGUUGGAGUGGGCAGGCUGUGCAGACGUCGAUGCAGCAAGCACCAGUACGCCAGAUGUCUUCUGCAUUACCGUAUAACGACCACGAAACAUAUAUUUCCCGCAGGCCAAGUUUGAGCGGCAAUAGUGUGCAAGCAUUGCCGACGUUACAGCAACCGUUUAAGGCCACAAAUGCUCCAUACAGUGAGCCUUACUCUAGUGGCAUGUCUCACACACCACAGCAAGUUCAGUUUGCAGCUUCUUCUGUUGCUUCUCUGCCUCCACUGACGAGGAAGCCGACAAUUAUGAGUCUUCUAAACAAUGAUAACAGCACAUCUCCGCAAGAGUCGCCAAGAUUUGGCUCUGCAUCUGGAGUCACACUUCCUCCAAUCCGCCCAUCAAUCAGCAAUAUGAUAAAUUUGGCAUACGAUUCCAGGCCUGCCCCUACUACCGACGCUCAUUACGAUUUACAGCCAGGAGCAACUUCCACAACCCAGUUAAAACGAGAGCCACCAACAUUUGGCGAUGUGCAGAGGUCUGCUACUCUUCAGCAAGACCAGCAACCACCAUCUCAGGAUGAAAAUGGCUCUUCCACUCAUACGGAGAAACGUGGUAUGAGUGCUCUUGAGGCGUUGGCUCAGGUUGCAUUUGAAAGAAAGUGA